GUUUGGGGCGAAAACCACCGAUUUCCGGCAAAAUUAGGGUUGUGGGAUAGCAGCGGCUUGCUGGGGAAGCGGCGGGAGUGGGAGGGCACCAGCAGGUUCUGAUAAAAGUGGUGGGUUUGUGAAAAAUUACCUCACAAAGCAGCUGGCUGCGAAGCAAAGCGGGCUCCUGAGCGCGGCUGAGGGACCGGCGGGUGUGGAGGGAGCUUGCGGGAGGAGGAACAGCAAAACACGGGUUUCUGAGGAGAACUAAAGGCGGUUCCCAAAGGGCCGCCGUGGAGCGAGCGUUAUCCCACCUGACCAACACCCGAGCACCAGCGGCCAUGGAUCCGCAGCACUGGAGGCGUCUCGAGCUCGGGAACCUUUCCGACUGUCCCAACGGCUCCCGCUGGGUGAUGGAUGUGUUCAAUGAGUGUGCCCAGGACGGCCGGGACAUCGCCAGUGUCGUCCUGGGGCUGGUUUCCAUCUUCUGCUUUGCAGCUGCCUCCUUCCCGCAGUUUUACCAAGCCUGCAAAACAGGCAUCAUGGACCGGGCUCUCUCCAUAUAUUUCCUGCUGGGAUGGCUGGGCGGAGACCUCCUAAACCUCAUCGGUUCCUUUCUGGCUCAUCAGUUACCCCUGCAGGUUUACACAGCUAUUUACUAUGUGCUCGCAGACCUGGUGAUGUUGGCUCUCUACUGCUACUACAAAGUGAAGAACCGGGGUGGAGGAUUCACUGGCCAUAUCAACGCAGCCUUCCUCUUCCUUUCCCUGGGGACACUGUCUACUGUCUCCUUCCUGGGCAGAGGUGCUGCCGUGGCACAGGACCCAGUGGUGUUCAAAGGAAGGUCCCUGCUCUCCACUCAUGUGGGUGAGCUGGUGCCAGAGCCUUUCACCAGGAGCGAGAUCAUUGGCUUCACAAUUGGCUCUGUCUCCUCUGUGCUGUACCUGUGCUCCCGAGUCCCCCAGAUCUACACGAAUUACAAGAGGAAGUCCACCAUCGGGAUCUCCUACUCCCUCUUUGCCCUGGUGAUGCUCGGGAACUCGCUCUACGGCCUCAGUGUCCUCCUGAAGAACCCUGAGCCAGGGCAAAGUGAAGGGGACUACGUCCUGCACCACCUCCCCUGGCUGGUGGGCAGCCUGGGUGUCCUUUCCCUGGAUGUGGUUAUCUCCUUCCAGUUCCUUGCUUAUCGGGGAGGAAAACCUGGCACCCAUGAAGAGAGGGGUGCUCUUCUCGGCGAGCAGGGGGACAGCCUGGAGAGCUGACAGAGGGACCUACCCUGGAGGGAGAAGAGGAGGAUGCAGACACAAAAGCUGACCCCAACGCUGGGCAAACCAGCUCCUCCACCCUGGCAGCUCUUGGGAGAAGAGGACUUGAGCCAGGGUUGACAUGUGCUGCUAAAGCCCAGCUGGGUGGCAGAGGGUACUGCUGAGGGACCUUGUGCCUCUUUGAUACCAAUGAUGCUAUUGGGAUAAACAGGGAAUAACUUAGUACCUCAGAAGGUUGCUCUUUGUAGCUCUUACAGCUGAGCCCAGUCACUUCUCUUUAUCUGCUGCCUCUGGGGUGAUCUGGAGCUUUCUCAGUGCUGUCAAACAUGAGAAGAGCUUGAGGGGCUGUGGGGAGAGGAUGGAGAUGAGUGACCCACCAUAACCAUUUACCUCUGUGGGCCUUGUGUCUCCACUGCCUCUUUCUAGAAGAUACCUCAGUGACUGGGCCCAGUUCAGAAGGGAGGGAAGGAGCAGCGUAACCAAAGUGUUUCACUCCACACAAACCUGUUUGAAUUAGCACGGCUCAUGUCUAUAAACCAAGUCCUUGCC
Molecule: messenger RNA, 1793 nt
Organism: Pezoporus occidentalis (night parrot)
Lineage: Eukaryota; Metazoa; Chordata; Aves; Psittaciformes; Psittacidae
Gene: SLC66A1
Product: solute carrier family 66 member 1
Exons: 8
Coding region: 321-1241 (306 amino acids)
Cellular component (GO): lysosomal membrane
Molecular function (GO): L-lysine transmembrane transporter activity
Source: RefSeq, a predicted model, not a curated record